AUGAAGAUCGAGGAGGUGAAGAGCACCACUAAGACUCAGCGAAUCGCCUCCCACAGCCAUGUGAAGGGGCUGGGGCUGGACGACAGCGGCCUGGCCAAGCAAGCGGCUUCGGGACUCGUGGGCCAGGAGAACGCGCGUGAGGCAUGUGGUGUGAUAGUAGAAUUAAUCAAAAGCAAGAAAAUGGCUGGAAGAGCUGUCUUGUUGGCAGGACCUCCUGGAACUGGCAAGACAGCUCUAGCUCUGGCUAUUGCUCAGGAGCUAGGGAGUAAGGUCCCUUUCUGCCCGAUGGUGGGGAGUGAAGUAUACUCCACGGAGAUCAAGAAGACGGAAGUGCUGAUGGAGAACUUCCGCAGGGCCAUUGGGCUUCGGAUAAAGGAGACCAAGGAGGUAUACGAAGGUGAGGUCACGGAGCUCGCCCCGUGUGAGACAGAGAAUCCCAUGGGGGGCUACGGCAAGACCAUCAGCCACGUGAUCAUAGGGCUCAAGACGGCAAAGGGGACCAAGCAGCUGAAGCUGGACCCCAGCAUUUUUGAAAGUUUGCAGAAAGAGCGAGUGGAAGCUGGAGAUGUGAUUUACAUUGAAGCCAACAGCGGGGCCGUGAAGAGGCAGGGCAGGUGUGACACCUAUGCCACAGAAUUUGACCUUGAGGCUGAAGAGUACGUCCCCCUGCCCAAGGGGGACGUGCAUAAGAAGAAGGAGAUCAUCCAGGACGUCACCUUGCAUGACUUGGACGUGGCCAACGCACGACCCCAGGGGGGACAAGACAUUCUGUCUAUGAUGGGCCAGCUCAUGAAGCCCAAGAAGACGGAGAUCACAGACAAGCUGCGGGGAGAGAUCAACAAGGUGGUGAACAAGUACAUCGACCAGGGCGUGGCGGAGCUGGUCCCGGGCGUGCUGUUCGUGGACGAGGUCCACAUGCUGGACAUCGAGUGCUUCACCUAUCUGCACCGGGCGCUCGAGUCCUCCAUCGCCCCCAUCGUCAUCUUUGCGUCCAACCGGGGCAACUGCGUCAUCAGGGGCACGGAGGACAUCACCUCUCCUCACGGCAUCCCUCUCGACCUUCUGGACCGAGUCAUGAUCAUCCGGACCAUGCUGUACACCCCGCAGGAGAUGAAGCAGAUCAUUAAGAUCCGAGCCCAGACAGAAGGGAUCAACAUCAGUGAGGAGGCGCUGAACCACCUGGGGGAGAUCGGUACCAAGACCACUCUGAGGUACGCGGUGCAGCUGCUGACCCCGGCCAACCUGCUGGCCAAGAUCAAUGGGAAGGACGGCAUCGAGAAGGAGCACGUGGAGGAGAUCAGCGAGCUCUUCUACGACGCCAAGUCCUCGGCCAAGAUCCUGGCUGACCAGCAGGACAAGUACAUGAAGUGA
Rangifer tarandus platyrhynchus (Svalbard reindeer) is the source of this 1371-nucleotide messenger RNA. The record is from the annotation of a GenBank genome assembly. NCBI's taxonomy places the organism in Eukaryota, Metazoa, Chordata, Mammalia, Artiodactyla, Cervidae.